This is a messenger RNA of Oikopleura dioica, 294 nucleotides long. The record is from the annotation of a GenBank genome assembly. NCBI's taxonomy places the organism in Eukaryota, Metazoa, Chordata, Appendicularia, Copelata, Oikopleuridae.
AUGAGUAACGAAAAUCAGCAAAAGGAGUCUUUCAAGUUUUCUCAGGACUUGAACCUUGUCCCUGAUAUUUACGUUCCCGCCUGGAAGUCGAAUGUCAAACAUCAGAAGCAUUUCAAAGAACUUUGCGAAUUGAGCCACACUUGCGAUUCUACUCAUUGCGACACACUCUUCCUCAACAAACGAGAGAGACUCGAAAAAGAAGAAAUCUCAACUGAACUCCCUCCACGAAAACUCAACCACUCUAACGUCUCUCAUCUCUCCAAGUACAACGCCUUUCUGCGAUAUAGAAAGUAA